GCUGCACUACCACCACCAAAAUGGAGCCAUUUCAACCUCCCAACCACCAACAUUUCCCAUCACGAGCUUUUCCCAGCUUCCCUCACCCAGCCAUCCGCGCUUGCUAGUGCAGCGCAGUAAAACCAUCAUGGCUCCCGCACAUCCUUCUGUUUGCUUUUCCUUUUGCUUCUCCAGUUUUUUCUCGUAUACCCUACAGUCGCUUUUGCAACUAUUCGUUUUCGAUCGACAUCGAUAUCCACCGUCCUGUCAGUGCCCGUCCUUGAUCCUGCAGCAACAGCAAGAAGCACAACAUCGACCAGGCCUGUCAACUUGAAGCACCAGACUUGAGACGAGCUCUCUCUCUCUCUCUAUCUCUCAAACACAUCACACCGCCAGCAGCUGGUGGUCCAUCGUCAAGAUGCGGCCCUCUGCUCCCCUCCCGCUGCUGCUAUCCGUCUCCACAGCAGCAAACGCGAUCCCCCUCAUCGAUCGUCUCCUACAUCUUCGUGACACAAAGCCAACAAAGACCUAUUCGGUGGUCAAUGUUGAGGGAAGUCCCAGCGCCGACCCGCCAGUCGUCACCGUCACAAGAUCGCCGGUUCAGACAACGGUCACGCAGAGGGUCACCGAUACCAUCACCCAGAUCUCGUCUGCAGUACAGACAACAUCUACAUCCCUCAUCAUCGUGAACGUCGAUGGCACCACGGACAGCGGCCCGGCAACCGUCACUGUCUACCCAAGCGUCAAGCCUACCCCUGAAUCAACACCUUUGACAGUCACUCCCACGACGGCACCAACAACGCCACCAGUUGCUCCUCCAUCAAGUUCUGCUGAGCCAGCACCCUCCUCAGCUGCACCGUCAACUCAAGUCUCCCAGUCUGUUCAGCCAGCUCCUUCUUCAACAGCUACGCCGGGCGUCCCUUCGAGCAUCGCCAGUCCUCCAUCAACCCCGUCCUCGAGCGCCCCUGUCGUGGUGCCUCCCCCGUCAAGCGAAACGUUGGCGUCGCCUAGCCCAUCCUCGCCAGUGCCUUCAUCGCCGUCGACAUCUGCAAUCGAGCUGCCGCCCUCUACAGAAACCCCAGUGGCACCAUCAUCGGCACCUGUUGGCUCAUCCACCGCCAUUGUUGUGCCUCCUCCUUCGACGGAAACGCAGGCCAUUCCCAGUUCGUCCCCGUCACCGUCCGCCAGUGUCUCCACGGGAGCAGUGGAGCCUCCAUCAACAUGGACAUCUAUUGCGGCACCCCCAGCAUCGUCCUCAGCAGCCGCAGUUCCCAGUUCUUCAGAGACCAAUGUGGUGCCCCCUCAGUCGUCAGCAACAUGGGCUGCUCCAAGUGAACCGGUUUCAACACCAGUUGAAUCGUCUGCGGUCAUCGUCCAGCCUCCCCCGCCCACGGAGACUCCGGUUGCGCCGACUUCUUAUAUCACUCCCCCUGUGGAACCAUCGUCUGCUCUUCCACCUAACGUAACAUCAUCAUCAUCAUCAACCUCGACGACUAUAACUUCUACCUCUACUAGCACAAGCGUCACAGAGGCUUACACGCCGCCGACUCCUACCCAAGUCUAUGAGACCACCUAUCAAACCUCAUGGGUACAGACGCCCAGCUCUUUCCCUCAACCCUCAACCUUCGUCACCAGCAUCAUCAGUGUGACAACAUCUUCCUCGGUCCCGGAGUCUACCACGAGCUUUGACGAUGGUGAUUGGUCUACCACCAAGUACCCCGAGUGGAACGGUACUGCCAGCGCGAUCCCUCGCUACCGCCGAUGAAGCGGGGUGCCCAUUUCCUUUUGCUAUUACGGAAAAGACGAUUUAUGUCUAAUGUACUUUCACAUGUUUUGCAUAUCCUCAGCAUGGCGUAAUUGGUUCUGCUAGAACAUGGGAGGUUGUUUAAACUUAAGGCAUGGGUAACACGUGCGAACGAGACCUGAGAAACGACGCAUCAUUCAGGGCCAAGGGCCAUCUCGGACUGUGGGAAGAGAGCUCACAGCAGCACAGACCAAGAGCUGGAACGCGCUGUCAUCAAUGGGUUUCCUAAUGUCUAAUAAGAUAGAACUUGUAUAUACUCAAUCAACC
Messenger RNA from Colletotrichum scovillei, 2050 nucleotides. RefSeq lists its product as uncharacterized. The transcript has a single exon. The record is from RefSeq and is a predicted model, not a curated record. Bases 398 to 1744 code for a protein of 448 amino acids. Lineage: Eukaryota; Fungi; Ascomycota; Sordariomycetes; Glomerellales; Glomerellaceae.